AUGUCAACGGAUAUACCGUAUCCCUUCGCACCGGGUGAGUGGCUACCACCACUCAGUCGAGUCUUCCACUACGUAAACACCCUUCGAGACGAGUGUCUAAAGGACUCGCCGUACCCCAAGCACGAGCCACAUUCUCUCGACCCAAGGAGAAAAUAUCCGAAAGUCAUCACCGACUUCAAAGACCUCGUCGAGAAUGACCCCGGUCUCAAAGAACUCUCUAAAAAAAUGUUUGACGAAAUACCCCGGUUCGAUACCGAUCAGUCCAAGUUCUAUAACGUACGAAGCUUUGAUGAGGCUUUGAGAAUCUUCGACGCUAUCCUGUUCCAAUCGCCAUCUGUGAUGACUCUUAAUUCAGGAAUAAGUGGCAUCACGGUCCCAUUCAACGCCGUCCUGAACUGGCCGGCGAAUACCCCCAGUGGAAACGAGUUCUUCUUGAACAAGGAAGUCAACGAAAAGAUCAAGAACAUUGUCAACCAAUGGGGAGCAUUCCUGCAGUCCCCUGCCUCCCGAGAAUAUCUCAACGCGGAUCCCGACAAUGGCUGGUUCUCCCCGGCGUAUGUGACUAAAAUGAAAGAGUAUGCGCAGUGGGAUGGACCUAUCGAAGACCUGUACGUGUGCGAUCCUACCAAGGAUUACUGGGGCUUUGGAUCGUGGGAUGCAUUCUUUAUCCGUAGGUUCCGUCCCGGGCUGCGACCGGUUCGUGAGGAUGACGAACCAGACAUUUACAUUGUCAGUCCCUGCGAGGCCGGUCCCCAAGUUGAAGAGGGGAAACAAUAUCCCAAAGAUGUUAGGAAGAAAGUGCAAGCCCGUGAUACGUUUUGGUUGAAAGGCCAGCCGUACUCGAUUUUCGAUAUGUUGAACUAUGAUGGCUUAAGCCGACGUUUCGUGUUCGGUACCGUUUACCAGGGCUGGCUCAGCUCUGCGUGCUAUCACCGUUGGCAUGCACCGAUCUCUGGGACGAUCAAGAAGGUCGCACUCGUCCCAGGUACUUACUAUUCCACAGUCAUGUCACAUAACUAUCCGGAGCCAGAUCCGUCGGGGCCCAACCUCUCUCAGCUGUAUCUGGCUUCGGUGGCUACUCGAGCGCUUAUAUUCAUCGAGUCGAAUUAUAAGCCAUUGGGGUUGGUGUGCUUUAUCGCGAUUGGAAUGAACGAGAUCUCCAGUUGCGAGGUGACAGUGAAAGCGGGUGACAGCGUAACCAAGGGAGAGGAGAUAGGGAUGUUCCACAUGGGAGGUUCAGCGUUCUGUCUGCUGUUUGAAAAUGGCGUGGAUCUGAAGUUUGAGGAUCUACCAACUGGCAGUACGUUGUUCAAAUUGAACAGUCGUUUAGCUGAGGUUCUAGUAUAA
Aspergillus oryzae RIB40 is the source of this 1347-nucleotide messenger RNA. RefSeq names its product phosphatidylserine decarboxylase family protein. Lineage: Eukaryota; Fungi; Ascomycota; Eurotiomycetes; Eurotiales; Aspergillaceae. Gene Ontology annotation, cellular component: mitochondrion. Gene Ontology annotation, molecular function: phosphatidylserine decarboxylase activity. Gene Ontology annotation, biological process: phosphatidylethanolamine biosynthetic process. The record is from RefSeq and is a predicted model, not a curated record. Bases 1 to 1347 code for a protein of 448 amino acids. The transcript has a single exon.